Messenger RNA from Meleagris gallopavo (turkey), 3532 nucleotides. The record is from RefSeq and is a predicted model, not a curated record. NCBI's taxonomy places the organism in Eukaryota, Metazoa, Chordata, Aves, Galliformes, Phasianidae.
AUGCUGGUCCACUCGGCCUGCAGAGAAGGCGGCGUGCGCCCAAACCAGGGCGCAGGUGGAGGUGGGACGCUGCCCGUGGCUGCGCAGGAUAACGCAGAGCUGAAGGCGCGGCCGCGUCGGGGCACGGUGGAGGACUCCAAGUCGGUGCAGCAGUACGUGCCGGGGGUGCGGGUGGAGUUCCCGCGGCCCAUCAAUGCCGCCGGCCUGCACCCCACCAGGGCCAUGGUGCCGUCCAGCACCGACCCCUCUGAGAGCAGCGGGGGGGUCCCCACGGAUGGGGGGGCUGAGCCCGCCGCCAACCUGACCACGGUGUCCGACAAGAGGCUGCAAAUCCAGAACCCGCUGUACCCGGUGACGGAGAACUCCUACAGCGCCUACGCCGUCAUGUUCCUGUCCCUCAUCGUCUUUGCGGUGGGCAUCAUUGGGAACCUCUCGGUGAUGUGCAUCGUGUGGCACAACUACUACAUGAAGAGCGCCUGGAACUCCAUCCUGGCCAGCCUGGCUUUCUGGGACUUCCUCAUCCUCUUCUUCUGCCUGCCUGUGGUCAUCUUCAACGAGAUCACCAAGAAGAGGCUGCUGGGGGACAUCUCGUGCCGCGUCGUGCCCUUCAUGGAGGUAUCGUCCCUGGGAGUCACCACCUUCAGCCUCUGUGCCCUGGGCAUCGACAGGUUCCACGCGGCCACCAGCCCGCAGGCCAGCGCCCGGCCCAUCGAGCAGUGCCAGUCCAUCAUUGCCAAGCUGGCUGUCAUCUGGGUGGGCUCCAUGACGCUGUCGGUGCCCGAGGUCCUGCUCUGGCAGCUGGCCCAGGACACGUCGCCCGUGUCCGGCGUGGUGACCGAGUUUUGCACCAUGAAGCCUUCGUCCAACCUGCCCGAGUCCGUCUACUCGCUGGUGCUCACCUACCAGAACGCCCGCAUGUGGUGGUACUUCGGCUGCUACUUCUGCCUGCCCAUCCUCUUCACUGUGAGCUGCCAGCUGGUGACCCGCAGGAUCCGCGGCACCGAGAAGAAGGCCGAGUGCCGGGGGACCAAACACAGCCAGUGUGAGAACCACUUGAACUGCACCAUCAUCGGGCUGACCGUCAUCUACGGGCUCUGCACCACCCCCGAGAACGUCUGCAACAUCGUGGUGGCCUACAUGUCCCCCGACAUGUCCAAGCAGACCUUGGACCUGCUCAACCUCAUCAACCAGUUCUUUCUGUUCUUCAAGUGCUCGGUGACGCCCGUCCUGCUCCUGUGCCUCUGCAGACCCCUGGGCCAGGCCUUCAUGGACUGCUGCUGCUGCUGCUGCGAGGGCUGCGGUCCCGACGCCGCCUCCAGCGAGGGCAGCGCUGACGGCAAGCUCAAGACAGAGAUGUCCUCCUCCAUCUUCUUCGACAAGCCCCGGGAGUCCCCUCCGCCCCUCCUGGCCCUCGGCACGCCGUGCUAAGUGCCAACCAGGAGCCGUAGAGAGCAUUUCACCACCUCCUCCCAAGACCAAACGUUGUUUUUGCCGUUAGUGCCCCGUGCCCGGACGUGGAGCAAGCAGGAGAGUCAGCUCAGGGGCUGCACCGUGGGCUUCAAACCCCGUGUUGGGCGAGGGGCGUCCCGUCCCCGUGGCUGCAUCAGUGGCCUUCUUGCCUCUGCCCAAAGGACGUCGGCUCCCUCUGUGCCUGGCCAGGCUGGGGGGUUGCUGCUCUGCUGAUGGAGUUGUGCAGGAAAGGUCCCAUCUGCUACUAAGGAGGGUUUGCAGAGGACUUAGCAAACACAAAGUGCCCUCGUCCUGUCCCGUCCCCUCCCGCCAGCCCUCUCCACAGUAGGAGAAGGUCCUAGCGACCAGAUCCCAGCAGUGCCCUGUAAGAGCUCAAUAAACCAGUAAACUAGAGCACAUCGUGCACGGAGACAUGCAGAGCAAUGGGGGUCAGAGCAGGGUGGGUUGUGUGACCCCACGCUCUCCCCUUAGACCUGGGGGCUCUGGGUGGGCACGGGCAGCUCAGUGGGGUGAGGACACGUGGGGGUCAGGAAAGCAGCGGUGCUGGGCCAGGCAGCACCUGAGGGCGAUGGUGGUGCCUCCAGCUGAGUGCCAGGGCAGCCUCUGCCGAGCUCCUCCAAGCGCUCAGUGCUUUGUGGGGUUGAGUUGGUCCCAGCAAGGCUCAGCACUGAGCGGCCCUACAGCCUGCAAAGCACUGUGCAGAACCAAGAUCCCACAUCUCAUCCAAAGAGCCCCACGCAGCGCUCCCGGCUCCUCGUCCGCUUUGCCCAUCAGGGGCACAAAACCCACCCGAGGUGCCGAUCUCAAACCAGCACACGUUCCAAACCCAGCAUCCGCGUCUCACCAGGGCUCCUACCAAGGCAGGCUGCCGGGAGCAGCGAGGGCAGGCUGGCCGUGCCGGCCCCCCCGUGCUGCCCCCAGAGCCGAGCUGUGAAAGCGCCUUGUGUGUGCGGCUGGCAGCCGCCCCAGCCCGCGGGAUGCCGGGGAGAGGGAGACGGUUGCUACGGGCGGGUGAAUGCGAGGGGCUCACUGUGGGCUUUGUGCAGCAGCACCCACCGAGCUUUGCUUUCUCAGCCCUGUUGCCAGGGAAACAAAAGCCCCAGUUUUCUUCCCGGUAGCACAAAACUGAGUUUUUCCUUUCCCUCUGCCAGCCCUCCCCGCGUUGUGCUGACGAUGCUGGGGCUGUGGGGGUUUGGGGGCACCUCACAGCACAGGGUGCGUACUGGGGCACAGAUGCCCGCCAGGGUCCUGGUUGGGGCAGGGUUCCCCAGGGCUGGGCCCCCUGCACAGGCAGCAGCGUGGUGGGAGGAAGGGCGAGGUGGCCGCUCUCAUGCGCUCACCCAGUGCCGCUCCGUCCUGAGCCCCGGCCAGGGGCGGACAAAGGCCGCUUGUUGCUGCGGGCGCGUGGGGAGGAGGGAGCCAGGCUGGGGGCAGGGAGGGGGGGCUGUACAGCCCGUGCAGGCGAGGCAUGGUGCGUGUUGCACCCCAGUCUCACUCAGAGCCCACGGCCGGGUAGGCAGGCAGGGUGCUCUGAGCUCAAAGCAUAAUUCCAGGUGCAGGGGGACAGCCCCUAGGAGACACACGGUAUGGGGCUCCCUGCCACCACCGGUCACAGCCCACGGGGCAGAGAUGGGGCAGGACUCUCCAGCAUAGCUGCUCCAAAUCCAGCACUGCUAGCCCAUGAUAGGCCCAGAACACAGUGUGGGAGGGAGGAGAGUCCAGAAGCAGCGACGGCCACAGCUGGAGGGCUUGGAGCCCAGCUCCAUGUGUAAACAAUGCACUGGGAGCCUCGGAUUGGCUCCAGCAGGUCCUGAGUGUCAUCAAGGACUGCAAUCCGGACAGAGGCACCAGGUACUGCAGGGCGAGCACUGGGACCCGGGCGCUGCCCCCAAGGCACAGGCAUAGUCCUGAGGGGGGGAACAGUGGCAGAGAGGAAGCAACGACUGCAACCACACCCACCAACGCAAAAUUGUUAAUUUAUUAUUAUUAGGAGGCAAAAAAAUUGUACAGUUACAAGAAUCAUUUCCCAACAGAGGUCAAAUUUGAGCCAAAAUCUCUCUUA